GAAGUCUAUCCCACCAUUGGUUAACCCACCCCAGAUCUUUUGCCAUGCUGCAGCUGAAGAAAAACAAAAUCGUGACCCAUGUCUCUGAAGGCCAGGUGGAAAUACGACAGAUGGAGGUGGAUUGGUAUUGUGGCAACUACCAGACCAUCUCAGGUCAAGCCGCCAUGCUGGCGGGUUUCGCCUUCAAUUUCAUCACUGCGCCCAUGCCGAAGGACCAAGAGAACACACUACUGGAGUUCAUCUACUUCUAUUGUGUUUGCGCUGCAAUGGGGGCUGAGCUGGGCGUCAUCGUGAUCUCCAGCUAUUUGUCGGUUUGGGCUCCGAGCCUGGCUCUGCGAGGCAAGAGGGGAGCUACUGACCUGCACAAGGCCUGCGACACUCUACGAGAUUAUCAAGCACUUGUCUUCACCUGCUUCAUGUGUGGAUGGGUGAUCUAUUUCAUUGCCAGCGUGCUGCAGGUCUGGAUCUUUUACAGAAAGUCCAUUGCCACCUUUGUUUCGAUUCCUUUCAGCAUUUUCACCCUGGCCAUUAUUUGGUACCUCUUUGACUUGCGAUGGAAGCUCAGUCUACCAGAGGACCAGGUGGUGAGCGGCAAGAUCGCCCACUUCCGGCGAUAUGAAAACAUCGGUGACAUCGCAGAUGGCCUUCCAGCGUCAGGCUCCGCGUCACGAGCCGGGGGUGCUGGAGGCGACUACUUUGCCGUGGGCCAGGAUGAGGGCGAUGAACCCAAGAUCCUGGUCAGUGGGCGGACGACCCAGCGCUCAUCCUAAGUGGCCACAAAGAGGGCCACGGAAGCUGGGUCAGUUAGGGUGGGCCCAGGGGCACGGUGGGCUGGGAUACGGCCAGUGCGCCUGACUAACCCAACUGUUUGCUGUGUAAGCUUGGC
Cladocopium goreaui is the source of this 886-nucleotide messenger RNA. NCBI's taxonomy places the organism in Eukaryota, Dinophyceae, Suessiales, Symbiodiniaceae. The record is from the annotation of a GenBank genome assembly.